Stomoxys calcitrans (stable fly) is the source of this 2149-nucleotide messenger RNA. RefSeq names its product fatty-acid amide hydrolase 2-A. The transcript has 4 exons. The record is from RefSeq and is a predicted model, not a curated record. NCBI's taxonomy places the organism in Eukaryota, Metazoa, Arthropoda, Insecta, Diptera, Muscidae. The coding region runs from base 261 to 1946 and encodes 561 amino acids.
CCUUUGCUCAAGCAGCAGCAUUUUUUUUGUCAAAAGCUUCGCCAGUACUUUUUAAUUGUAUAUUGGUGUAUUUGUUCAUAUCAUACAGUUUUAGGCCGGGUGGAAAUUUCUAUUUUAAAAGAAAAUCCAAUGCCUCCAAGCUCGAAUAAACCAUUGCGCUAAAACCAUUUCAUCGUCACACUUCCGUUUAUUGUGAGAACAUUCCAAUACUAAACAACUUUAAAUAUUGUUGUUGGUAACACACAUCCCUCUCCGACACAAUGACAGAAAACAAUGCAUUUACCACAAAUAAUGAGAGGAGGAAACGAUCCUCAUCUCGCAGAUCUUCAACGAGUCGCAGUCAUCGCACACCAAGUCGCCGAAAAGGAGGUUCCUCAUUUCUUAGAAUAAUGGAAGAUGUAUUCUUUCGUUUGUAUACCAUGUUUGCCAGAUUCAUAUUUAAAUUAGUGUAUGGUGUAAAGGGUCAAUCGAUGCCCGCCAUUACAGAUCCGAUUCUAUUAGAAUCGGCUACAUCACUUGCCAAAAAGAUACGUAGACAAGAGCUGACUAGUGUUCAGGUGUUAGAGUCCUUCUUUAGACGAGCAAAAGAAGUAAACCCAUUAUUGAAUUGUAUGGUAGAUGAACGAUUUGACGAUGCCAUGAAGGAAGCCAAGGAGGCGGAUGAGUUAAUCAAAUCGGGCAAAUUCACUGAAGAAGAAUUAGCAGAAAAAUUACCCUUUUUAGGCGUUCCUAUUUCAACUAAAGAUUGUAUAGCAGUUAAGGGUAUGCUUCACACAUCUGGUCUUUAUGAGCGCCGUAAUCAUAGAGCUUCCGAAGAUGCCGACACCAUUGCUUUGAUGCGUAAAGCUGGCGCCAUUCCAUUUGCUUUAACCAAUGUCUCCGAAGUUUGCAUGUGGUGGGAGAGCAAUAACACUGUACAUGGUCGCACACGCAAUCCCUACGAUACCAAUCGUAUUGUGGGUGGUUCCAGUGGUGGUGAGGGUUGUAUACAAGGCGCAGCGGCAUCACCAUUUGGCUUGGGUUCCGACAUUGGUGGUUCCAUACGUAUGCCUGCCUAUUUCAAUGGCAUCUUUGGUCAUAAACCUUCAAAAUUUGUGGUCUCCAAUAUGGGUCAAUUUCCAUUGCCGGUUAGCGAAGAGCAAAACUCAUUUUUGGGAGUUGGCCCAAUGGUGCGUCAUGCCGAAGAUUUGAAGCCUGUAUUGAAAAUAAUUGCCGGCGAAAAAGCACCCCUUUUGAAAUUGGACGAAACCGUAGAUGUGCAAAAGCUAAAAUUCUUUUAUCAAGAAACCGAUGGUGGUAGCCGUUUAGUAUCGCCGGUCGAUGAAGAUAUUAUUGAUGGCAUACAUCGCAUAGUUGAUCAUUUGCAAAUGAAGUUGAAGGUGCCAGUGGAGCAGGUUCAGCUACCAUUGUUCAAACAAUCUGCUACCAUAUGGUUUGCCAAUAUGAAAGAUGAUUCUGGCCAUGGCUUUGACUAUCAACUGGGAAAUUGUAAACGCACCAUUAACACCAAACUUGAGUUGGUCAAAUGGCUAUUCAGAUCAUCGAAACAUACAUUGAUUGGUCUAUUUACUGCUUUGCUGGAUAAAUCACAACCUCAACAUGGUUCCUCAAAAUAUUAUCACUUGGUUAAGAAACGUGAUGCCUUACGCGAAGAACUACAGCAAUUGCUGGGCGAGAAUGGUGUGCUCAUUUAUCCCACACAUCCCACCGUAGCCCCUUAUCACAAUGAGCCCAUAGUGAGACCGCUAAACUUCUCAUAUACCGCCAUCAUUAAUGUGCUGGGAUUUCCGGCAACCACAAUACCCUUGGGAAAACUGGGCUCUGAGGGUUUGCCUCUUGGCGUUCAAGUUAUUGCCAAUUUCAAUCAAGAUCGUUUGUGUUUAGCUGUUGCCGAGGAGCUAGAGAAGGCAUUUGGUGGUUGGGCAAGACCAGAAAUACGUAUUUAGUUUAGAAUUUUAGUUUCCAUCAAAGCAUAUAUGAUGUUUUUUAACGUGAAUGAAUUGAAAUGAACGUAUAACCCUCAUUUGAUUGAUUUAUGAUGGCACUAUGCAUACUAACCAUUUAUUUCCAUAUACCAGCACAGUAAUUGAAUUGAUGUGUAUUAAAUACUACCUAAAAAUAUAUUCUGAGUUGUGGGCUGUAGUUGUAA